This is a messenger RNA of Cynocephalus volans (Philippine flying lemur), 2594 nucleotides long. It is a transcript of the gene HOXD8, whose product is annotated as homeobox D8. The coding region runs from base 549 to 1421 and encodes 290 amino acids. The transcript has 2 exons. Gene Ontology annotation, biological process: regulation of transcription by RNA polymerase II. Gene Ontology annotation, cellular component: nucleus. Gene Ontology annotation, molecular function: RNA polymerase II transcription regulatory region sequence-specific DNA binding; DNA-binding transcription factor activity, RNA polymerase II-specific. Lineage: Eukaryota; Metazoa; Chordata; Mammalia; Dermoptera; Cynocephalidae. The record is from RefSeq and is a predicted model, not a curated record.
GGCGGCGGGUAGAGGGUGUUUUUUUUUUUUUUUUCUUUUCCCUCCAGAGCGGGGGUUUGUAAACUGAAGCCAAAGAGUGUCCCCGUGGGCCGGGCGCACUUUUUUCUUGUCCCUGUGCGCUCAGGGCCGCCUGGUGCCUGAGAGGAAACAGUGGAGGCAGCGGGGCAGGUCACCCGGGGCGUCGGCGAUUAUAUUGCGGCCGAGCCGGGGCGCUCUGGGAGAGGCCGGGAGGGCGGCGGCGCGCGGGGGCUGGGCGAGGCCCCGCGACCGCGAGGGAGGCGGCGCGAAGCCGAGGCGGCGGGCGCGAAAGCCGGGCAUGAGAGCUCAGUAGCUGAGCGCCCGCAGCUGCCGGGCCUCAGAGGCGACGCGCCGGCGGGCGGGUGGCAGCAGCGACGUAGCCCGGCGGCCCCAGCUGCGCGAGCAGCCGCCCCAGAGGUCCUCGCGGCAGUGCGGCCGAGCCGAGGCUCGCUCCCUGCCUGCUCUGCGCCGCCCGCCCGCCCGGGGCCGCUCUACGUCGGCCCCCGGCCGCCGCCGCCGCCGCCGCCCGGAUGAGUUCGUACUUCGUGAACCCGCUGUACUCCAAGUACAAGGCGGCGGCCGCGGCGGCGGCCGCAGCAGCAGCGGCGGCGGGUGAGGCCAUCAAUCCCACUUACUACGAUUGUCACUUCGCGCCCGAGGUCGGCGGCCGCCACGCCGCCGCCCUGCAGCUCUAUGGCAACAGCGCAGCCGGCUUCCCGCACGCGCCCCCGCAGGCGCACGCGCACCCGCACCCGUCCCCGCCACCCGCGGGGCUUGGGUGCGGCGGUGGGGGCGGCCCCGGCCCCGGCCAGGACUACUUCCACCCCGGUGGGGGCAGCCCGGUCUCUGCCUACCGGGCCGCCCCCCCUCCUCCUCCGCCUCCGCCGCCGCCUCCCCCCUGCGGUGGGAUUGCCUGUCACGGGGAGCCCGCGAAGUUUUACGGAUACGAUAACUUACAGAGACAGCCGAUUUUUACGACCCAGCAAGAGGCCGAGCUGGUACAAUAUCCUGACUGUAAAUCGUCCAGUGGUAAUAUUGGCGAGGACCCAGACCACUUAAAUCAGAGUUCGUCUCCUUCUCAAAUGUUUCCCUGGAUGAGACCACAAGCAGCUCCUGGUAGACGAAGAGGAAGACAAACCUACAGUCGCUUCCAAACCCUAGAGCUGGAAAAGGAAUUCCUUUUUAACCCUUAUCUGACCAGGAAAAGAAGAAUCGAGGUUUCCCACGCCCUAGCCCUCACCGAGAGACAGGUAAAAAUUUGGUUCCAGAACAGGAGAAUGAAAUGGAAAAAGGAGAACAACAAGGACAAAUUUCCCGUUUCCCGGCAGGAAGCGAAGGAUGGGGAAACCAAAAAGGAAGCCCAAGAGCUGGAAGAAGACAGAGCCGAAGGCCCGAUAAAUUAACUUCAACGUUUAAAUUUUUAUCACAGACUAUUAAAACUAAUGAUCAACAUAUGCUGGUGGACACCACCAAUUUUCUUUGUUGGAAAGGACCUUACCUGUGUUUCAAGCUACCUUCAUGUCACUGCUCUUAAGGUUUCUGCGCUUUGAGAGGCAUUUGGGUGUUUUUAAAAAAAGUUUCUAGUAUGACAUAGAAGCAGUCCUUGAGCUGUCCUAUGAAAGGGUAAUUUGAUACUGACCUUGGAGCUAUAUUUUUAUAAUGGUAGUUUUUUAAUGUCUGAGCUGAUGAUUUGCCUCAACAACGUAAACUUCCUAAUGAUUAGCACUAAGUAAUUGAAUAUAAAAUGCUUUAUUAAUCAAACAAGUGCACUUGAACAUUUAAAAUCUUUUCUUUAUGGUGAGUAAGUUAAGAGAAGUCUAUUAAUUUUUUUAAAAAAUUACGCCUACGGAAUAUUUGCUUUAUAUUAUUUGAUUAAAAUGUAUUAUUUAUGUUUUUCUUUCUGCUUUUACAAUGAAUGGUUCCAGUGCCUUUUGUUUACUCCUAAAGGGUUUCUUUAUUUUGUAAAUGUAAUAUCUCUCGGGGAAAUGUCUGGGCUAAAUAUUCGAAAAGCACAUGUGAGCUGAAAAGUGUAAUGUGUAGUCCUGACUCUGCAGCUUCCUUAAAUUGGAGAAAGUGUUGGGCCCGUGACAAAAGUUUCAGGACAAUGUCAAAGUACACAUUUAAUCAUUUUUUCUAUAGUCCAUACAAAUUAUGGCAAUUAAUAAUUUAGAGUGAAUGAAUACUUGAAAAACCAAUUGUAACAUUUUCACUCAAUUAACUUUUCACUCUGGCAAGUCGCUUUGUAGAAUGCAUCUCAUUUCUCAGCUCGCUUUCGUUUUGAACCGCGCUUUUAACCGUCUGAAAUCGCUAGGUCUCUUAUGCCGCUGCAGCCGCUGUGAUUCCGUUGUUUUGAGUAGGUGCCAUAUUUAUUUGUAUUCCCUUCGCUCUGUUCGCUCGCUCAUAGUAAGCCACCUUGCUGUGCGCGUCUCAGCUGUUGGCUGGUACGUCCUCUGCUGUUCUUCAGGAAUGCGAUGGCUUCACCUAUUUGAAACAAGCCCCGAGCGCAAAUGCAAAAAACCUGAAUGUAAACAACUAUUCCAGAACAUAGCUAGCUCCUUAAUAAAGAAAUGAAUCUC